AUGGCAUCCCGAAGAAAAAUCAGCAUACUUUGGAACCAUUUUGUAGAAGAAAGGUCGUCAAAAAAAGGAAAAUGCAAUUAUUGUUCCGAAAAGAUUUCUUUUACAUGCGGCAGCUUAGGUAAUUUGACUAAGCAUUUAAAAAGUAAACAUCCAACCAUAUCUACAGCACCAGUGGAACGACAAUUAACUGUUGAUGAUGAUAAUGUUAGCGCUGAAUCUGUCCAUCCUCGGCUUCCUUGCACAAAUAUUGAGCACGAGCAACAUUACGAGCCUCAAUAUAUUAUAUCAGUUAAUUCAAAUGCCGCAUCGUCAUCUGUCUGCGCAGUGCAAAAACGAGCUGUACAACCCAGCAUGGACGGGUUUAUUCAAAGUUUAGUAGAGGAAAUACAAGUGGAUACGAAAACACCGAAGAGGAAACCACUGCUACUGGAUCUGGAGAAUACGCCCAAGAAGAAGAAGACAUUAUUAUCGUUGACCAAAACGAAUCAGACGGAGACGACUUCAUCGAGGACCCAAGAGACAGGCAACAGCAGCAAUCUUGCUCCGUUAUUUCAUGCCCAACUACUGAAAAAAAUGGUAUCGAUUAUGCGGCACUAUGCGAAGUCUAUGCGAAGUAUGCGAAGUCCUUGCUGGUUUACU
Brenthis ino (lesser marbled fritillary) is the source of this 639-nucleotide messenger RNA. Lineage: Eukaryota; Metazoa; Arthropoda; Insecta; Lepidoptera; Nymphalidae. The record is from the annotation of a GenBank genome assembly.